AUGAAUAACCAUGAUUGGGAGACAACCGAUAUCCUCAUCUGCGGCUGUGGUCCGACAGGCGCCCUCUUGUCUGCCUACCUUGGCCAGAUGCGCAUCUCGAACGUGGUCUUGGAGAAGGAAGCAAACAUCACCACCGAUCCGCGAGGUAUAGCUCUAGAUGAAGAUGGGAUACGCAUAUUGCAGGGAGUAGGUCUGUACGAUUCAAUCUAUACGGAGAUUGGGUCUUGCAUGGGCAAGUUCCACUUUAUCAGCGGGUCAGACACAAAUUUGAUGAAGCAGCCAUUCGUUAGCAUGGACUACAACACUACAGCAGGGGGAACAGGGCAUGUCGGAUAUAUCUGUCACAAACAGCCGACCCUUGAGAAGAAGCUUAGAGAGGCGAUAUUGGCCUCUUCAACCUGUUCCCUAAGAUCUGAGUCAACUGUUGUUGAUAUCAAAGAAGACGACAACUGGACGUAUUGCACCUACAGAAACACAGAAGGCACCGAGCGCAAAAUUCGCGCUCGCUUCUUUGUAGGGGCUGAUGGGAAAACUGGGUUCACGCGCAAGCAAUAUCUAGAGGAAAAGGGUGCCUUUAUGGAGAAGGUGGCUGAGUUAGUAAAACCAACACUGUCGACCAUGAUUUAG
Aspergillus pseudoviridinutans is the source of this 627-nucleotide messenger RNA. RefSeq lists its product as uncharacterized. The record is from RefSeq and is a predicted model, not a curated record. NCBI's taxonomy places the organism in Eukaryota, Fungi, Ascomycota, Eurotiomycetes, Eurotiales, Aspergillaceae. Gene Ontology annotation, molecular function: FAD binding. The coding region runs from base 1 to 627 and encodes 208 amino acids. The transcript is spliced from 2 exons.